Mustela erminea (ermine) is the source of this 551-nucleotide messenger RNA. It is a transcript of the gene TMSB4X, whose product is annotated as thymosin beta 4 X-linked. Gene Ontology annotation, biological process: regulation of cell migration; actin filament organization. Gene Ontology annotation, cellular component: cytoplasm. Lineage: Eukaryota; Metazoa; Chordata; Mammalia; Carnivora; Mustelidae. Bases 15 to 149 code for a protein of 44 amino acids. The record is from RefSeq and is a predicted model, not a curated record. The transcript is spliced from 2 exons. Gene Ontology annotation, molecular function: actin monomer binding.
CUUCCUCUGCAACCAUGUCUGACAAACCCGAUAUGGCUGAGAUUGAGAAAUUCGAUAAGUCGAAAUUGAAGAAGACAGAAACACAAGAGAAAAAUCCACUGCCUUCAAAAGAAACGAUUGAACAGGAGAAGCAAGCGGGCGAAUCGUAAUGAGGCGGGCGCCGCCGAUAUGCACUGUACAUUCCACAAGCAUUGCCUUCUUAUUUUACUUCUUUUAGCUGUUUAACUUUGUAAGAUGCAAAGAGGUUGGAUCAAGUUUAAAUGACUGUGCUGCCCCUUUUCACAUCAAAGAAUGGAGAACUACUGACCACGAAGGCACCUGCCUCUCCCAUCUGCCUGUCUGGCUGGCAGGGAAGGAAAAGAACUUGCAUGUUGGUGAAGGAAGAAGCUGGGUGGGACGACAGGAAGUGUAGAGGAAAAAUCAAGCUGGUCCAAGAUGGCCUGCAGGCUGUAAAACGCAGUGUAAUCAGAGUGCCAUUUUUUUGUUCAAAUGAUUUUAAUUAUUGGAAUGCACAAUUUUUUUAAUAUGCAAUAAAAAGUUUUAAAACCUGA